GGAUUCUCGUGGAUAUCGAUGUUCCUAACUGGAAGUUUUUGUAAUUCAUAUCGACACGGCACAAAGAACAUUUGAGCAAUUUUGAGAACCAAGUUCCUCUGAACGGAGGAAGAAUCCAUUGUGUGGCUGAGACCUUGGACGCUUGGUCUCUUCUCUCGCUGCCCAAUUCUGUCCACAACCUCAUCUUCCUCUCCUUGUACGAGAAUUUUCUGUUCUUUUUGGUUGGUGGUUGCAUCUUGGAUGCGGCGGCUGCGUAUAGGAGCAGGAUGCUGAGGCCGAUGCUGGCGUGCUGCAAGCUCUACGUCUCCGAGGGCCGGAGCUCGGCCGUCCUGCGCGCGGUCGAGCAGGCGGCGCGCCGGCACCACCCGGCCGUCGCCCUUGUCAACACCUUCGCCGACGACGCCUACAACCGGGUCGGCUACACGCUCGUCUCCCGCCUCCCGCACCCCGUCGCGCCGGCCACGCCGCUGCGGCGGGCCGUGUUCGGCAUGGUCGAGGCCGCGCUCGGGGCCAUCGACCUGGGCGCCCACGCCGGCGCGCACCCGCGGCUCGGCGCCGUCGACCACGUCUGCUUCCACCCCCUCGCCGGGGCCGCCCUCCGCGACGUCGCCGCGCUCGCCGCCGCCGUGGCUGCCGACAUCGGCGACGGGCUCCAAGUGCCGACGUACCUCUACGGCGCGGCGCACCGGGAGGGCCGGACGCUGGCGGCCAUCAGGAGGCAGCUGGGCUACUUCAGGCCUCAGAGCAACGCCGAGUGGCACGGGCCGCUCCCCGUCACGGCCGAGGCGACGACGCUCCCCGUCGCGCCCGACGCCGGCCCGGACGCGGCGUCGGCGUCCAAGGGCGUGUUGGUGCUCGGGGCGACGGCCUGGGUGGACAACUACAACGUGCCGGUGCGCACGGCCGACGUGGAGGCCGUGCGGCGGGUCGCGCGCCGGGUCAGCGAGCGCGGCGGCGGGCUCCGGUCCGUGCAGGCCAUGGGGCUCGCGCACGGCGACGGCGGCGCCGAGGUGGCGUGCAACCUGCUCGACCCGGGGAGCGUGGGCGCCGAGGAGGUGCAGGGCAUGGUGGAGCGGCUGGCGGGGGAGGAAGGCCUCGCCGUCGGCGAGGGGUACUUCACGGAUUUCUCCCAGGAGAAGAUCGUCGAGCUCUACAUGGAGAAGUCAGCUCAGGCUGAGGCUUGAUUUCAUCUCCCCCUUUUGUUUCUUUUAGCACAGUGGCAUUAUGGAUUUCGUGUUUGUUGAGAUAUAACUCUAACCGAUCAAGAAUAAUUAAUUAACAUUUA
This is a messenger RNA of Aegilops tauschii subsp. strangulata, 1285 nucleotides long. RefSeq names its product formiminotransferase cyclodeaminase-like protein. The record is from RefSeq and is a predicted model, not a curated record. NCBI's taxonomy places the organism in Eukaryota, Viridiplantae, Streptophyta, Magnoliopsida, Poales, Poaceae. Gene Ontology annotation, molecular function: transferase activity; folic acid binding.